Bacillus rossius redtenbacheri is the source of this 4528-nucleotide messenger RNA. RefSeq names its product zinc carboxypeptidase-like. Gene Ontology annotation, molecular function: metallocarboxypeptidase activity; RNA binding; zinc ion binding. The record is from RefSeq and is a predicted model, not a curated record. Gene Ontology annotation, cellular component: ribonucleoprotein complex. NCBI's taxonomy places the organism in Eukaryota, Metazoa, Arthropoda, Insecta, Phasmatodea, Bacillidae. Gene Ontology annotation, biological process: proteolysis. The transcript is spliced from 4 exons. Bases 327 to 4229 code for a protein of 1300 amino acids.
UAUUUCCGUCUAUCGCCAUUUUGUUGAAUGCUGUUGUGUAGUGUUUUGGUGGGAAAGGAAACUAAUGUGUUUUAUUAACUUUGUUCUAUAAGUAAUGCGUUAUUAUGAUUUGCAUUACGUAAGAAAGUGCUGCUAUUGACUUUUUUAUACUGUUAUGCAAUUAAUUUGGUACUAGGUCUGCCUACCUACCCAUCCAGGUUAUGCAUUUUCCCAAGGACCUUCUACGAGAGAAUUAGCAGUUGAACUUUCUUCCUCCUAAAUGCUAGGUGUUCUUUGAAGAGAGAAGAUUAGGUUUAUUCUCACUGUUGAUCAGUAAGUAACCGAAGAUGAGUGUUAUUAUUCGACUUCAGAACCUGCCAUGGUCGGCAAAUGCAUUGGACAUAAGGCAGUUUUUCAGAGGACUGUCCAUUCCGGAAGGAGGGGUUCAUAUAGUCGGUGGGGAACAAGGAGAUGCAUUCAUAGCAUUCAGCACUGAUGAAGAUGCUCGUCAAGGCAUGAUGCUUGAUGGUGGAAAAAUAAAAGAAGUUAAAAUCAGGCUGUUACUGAGCUCUCGGACCGAAAUGCAGAAAGUUAUUGAACAGGCUCGCCAACAGUCAGUAACUCUUCAAACGUUUAUGCAGAUGCCAGCUCCUCCAAUGGCACCUUUGCCCUCUGUUCCAAGUAUGCCGUCAAUGAUGGCGCAGCAGAUGUCUCAGCCCCAUCCCUCUAUGCCUCCAACGAUUCCACAAUCACCUGUAAUAAAUUCUUCAAUACCAGUUACGGCAGCACCAGUUGUGGCUGAAGUUGCGCCUGUUCCUGUUUUGCCCGAUCGUCGUGAGCAAGAACUGAAGGAUAGGGAAUCUGAUAAUGUAAGUGUCACCAGCAAUAAAGAUAGGAAAGAUAGACGUGAGAGAUCGCGGUCUCGAGAUAAGGAUGGUGAACGUCGAAAUAAGAGAGAGCGUGAUAGAUCGCGUGGACGCCGUGACAGAGACCGUGAUCGCAAUCGUCGUCAUAGAGACAGAAGUAGUAGUAGAGACCGUGAUCGUAAUGACAGAAACAGGAGACGUGAUAGGAGAGACAGAAGUCGUUCAAGAGAUCGUAGUCACUCAAGAGAUCGCAACAGUCGUGAUAGGGAGCGUGAUCCAAAGCGAAACUCUAGAGACCACAGACGAGAUUCUUCGUCCAUACCAAAAGAAGAAAAAGAUAUUGAAGAUUCAUCAGAUAUGGUUGCAAUUCCAAAGCUCCCAAAUCCUCAGCCUUUAUUGCUACCACACCUAAAAAUGCAGCAACAACUACAACAGCAACAGCAACAGCUACAACAGCAACAACAACUACAACAGCAACAGCAACCACUGCCAUUACCACUCCAAAAUAAUCCAAUUCCUUUCAUUCAUAUGCAACAGCAUGCCAAGACACCAACACAAAUGCGUCCAAUGGGAUCAUCAGCUAUCAGAGCAGCAACACCUGGUACACUACUUAGUAAUGCACCAACCACACCAGGUAAACUGCUGGAUAUUGGCGGACAUGGAAGAUGGGACUUGCCUGUCACUGCUCAUGUUAUGGGAAAUGUACAGGGAGGUUUCAAACCAUUGCCUGCAAUUUCACAGGGAAUUCGUCCUUUACAACCAUCUUUAGAUGCUGGCCAUCUACGUGAAAUCGAUAAUAGACAUAAUUUGAGUGGAGUUUCUUUCCCCAGUGAAGUAUUGAGACCAUCAUUGCCGAGUGUUGGGCAUGAUAUUUCGCAAACACCAUUCAUGAAAACGGAAGGUUUUCGAGAUGUCAAUAACAGAGAAAACAUUUUACUCCGAGGACAAGAAAACUGGCAAACAUCGCCAUCAAAACAAGGACCAGAAGGAAAUAAUAGGUUUCCAAGAAAUGACAGAGGGGCAGGAUUUCCUAAUCCACAAGAUUCGUUUAACAAUGAAGAGUAUGAUGACAACAACAAAAUAGCAGAUUUUGACUAUCCUUCACACAGGGGUAAUUUCCGUGGAUCAAUGAGAGGUAUGGGUGACUUUCGAAGAGGAUUUCCAGGGAGAGGAAGAGGACUGGGGCCCAAUGCCAAUAGAGGCUUUCCACCGAACAGCCAUAAUGAGACUGACAGAAGGAACAUGCCUGCAUUUUCAUCUGAUAGGAGGGGACAACCAAAAAUGUUUGGUAGACAAGGUCGAACAGAUCCUAAUGCUUUUAAUAAGGACAGAUUUGAAAAUUUUGACAGAAGUCAUUCAAAUGAUCGGCAGUUUUCGGGAAGAGGAGAAAAUUUUGCAAAUGAGAGAUAUCAUCCUGGUGGGUACACUAAUGACAGAUCAUAUGAUAAUCGACAGAAAAAUGUUGGAACAAGUGUGGAAAUUCGUAAUAUGCCAUCAGAAGCUCGUUAUUUUGAUAUAAAACGCUUCUUUCAUGGUCUUCCAAUUGGUGGUCGUGGAAUCAAACUAAUCAACGAUAAUCAUGGAAAUCGUGUCGGAAUAGCAUAUGUACGUUUUUUCAAACAUGAGCACAAAGAACAAGCGCUGACGUUUUCAGGGAAGCCCAUGUGUGGUUCACCUGUAGAAGUGUUGCAUCUCAGUGAUGAAAUAUUUGAUAAAGCUAUAGAUUCAUUCAAUCCACAUGAAGAAAUUGAUGAUGGAAAAGUUAAGGAUUCUUUGGAGACAUUUGUUUGUUUGACUGUUCAUGACAUACCAGUUUAUACCAAAGAAGAUGAUCUAAAUAAGUUGUUCCAUGAUUUUGGUGUGGAUGAAAUCAUUUUACUUAUGCCUAAUGACAAGAAACAAAAUGUGGCAUAUGUAAAGUUUAAAAAACCUGAAGAUGCCAAAAGAGCUACGCGUACACUCAUGAAGCCAACAAUAGGACAUAAACUGGUUACUAUUAUGCCAUGUUCUUUAGAUCAUUACCAGCAUGCAAAGAAACUUAGACAAGAAAAACGACCAUUUGAUUCUCAAGAGCGAGUUCCUGCUCCUGCAACAGAAAAUGCAGUUGUAAAUAAAGCUCCAGCAGAUCCUCGACAGCGAGAAGCCGAUCCUCGACAGCGAGAAGCCGAUCCUCGACAGCGAGAAGCCGAUCCUCGACAGCGAGAAGCCGAUCCUCGACAGCGAGAAGCAGAUCCUCCUCGACAGAGGGACACAGAUACCCGAUUGCGGGACACAGAUACUCGACAGCGCGACACAGAUACUCGACAGCGCGACACAGAUGCCCGGCAGCGAGAUGCAGAUGCUCGGCAGCGAGAUACAGAUCCUAGACAGCGAAAUACAGAUCCUCGGCAGCCAGAGGCAGACCUUCGGAAGCGAGAGGCGGAUACGCGGCAGAGGGAGGCGGAUACGCGGCAGAGAGAGGCAGAUACACGAAAGAGAGAGGCAGAUACACGAAAGAGAGAGACAGAUACACGGCAGAGAGAGACAGAUACACGGCAGAGAGAAGCUGAUCCACGGCAAAGAGAGACAGAUCCGCGGCAGAGAGAGGCGGAUCCUCGACUUCGAGAAACUCCCAUGGAUAUUUCCAGGCCAGAAGUAAUAAAGCCCCUUUUAAUAAAUACAGACUGCAUUUUACUGAAAGGAUUACCAAAUAAUGCUAAUGACCGUGAUAUCUUGGAUUUUUUCUCAGAUAUUGGAUUGGUGCCACUUAGAAUACACAUAAUGCUCGACAAAUUCAACAAACCAACGGGUGAUGCAUUCUGUGAGUUUUCCAGUGUAGAAGAAGCAGCGCGUGCUGUUACAAAACACCAAAUGCCUUUGGGAAAGGAAAAUGUCAGUGUUGAGGCAUUACCUCGUGCAGAAAUGCACGAAGCUCUAGGUAUGGUGAUGCCUCAGCCAGAGCCCCUAAUGCAGCACCCUAUUAUUCCUGGACCACGUUUUCAGCCCCCACAGUCGGUUAGAAAUCCCUUAGGCACUAGAUCGGUAGGGUUGCUAGGGGCGUCGCCAAAUGCACCAAACCGCAUGGCAUUGUUCGGUCGUCAUGCUCAUGUUCAUCCUGGACCACCCACCCAGCCACAAGAUGUACCAGUGGAAGGCUUUGGCAGACCCGGCUGUGUGAUAGCUUUGGAAAAUGUGCCAUUCAGGGCAGAUGUAGAUGAAAUACUGAAUUUCUUCCAAGGCUUCGACAUCACACGUGAAAACAUUAUUCGUCGUUUUAACGAUAAAGGCAUGCCUACGGGGGAUGCUCGUGUCGCAUUGAGCAGUCCUGCAGAUGUUCAGCGCGCAGUUCAUAUGCUGCGGUUCCGUACAAUAGGAGAAAGGCAGAUUUUCCUCAGGCCUCUGUAGUUUGUGUGCAAGUGUGGAUAACUGGAUUUUUGUUUGACACAACAGAUAGACAUUGUGAAUUUUUUUCCAAAUAUUUUAAAUUGUUUGUGGUAUCUACAGACAUGAUGCAAAUGCAUAGACAGUGAUAUUUUUGUGUGAAGAAAAGUGUUUUAUGUUGUUUCAGCAAAAUGGAUUGUGUAGUACUUCUAACAUUAAGCUGAUACUGACACUCCUUUUUAUACGUGUUUGGAACAAUUAAGAAAAUGAUAUAUUUGUUGUGUAUGUAUGCUGUAAAUAAAUGUCUCAUUUAUAAAAAAAAA